Molecule: messenger RNA, 508 nt
Organism: Centropristis striata (black sea bass)
Lineage: Eukaryota; Metazoa; Chordata; Actinopteri; Perciformes; Serranidae
Gene: rplp2a
Product: ribosomal protein, large P2
Exons: 5
Coding region: 115-456 (113 amino acids)
Biological process (GO): cytoplasmic translational elongation
Cellular component (GO): cytosolic large ribosomal subunit; ribosome
Molecular function (GO): structural constituent of ribosome
Source: RefSeq, a predicted model, not a curated record
AAACGGACCAAUGAAAUCGAGACAAAGCAAAUCUCUAAAUUUCCUGUCCCGCCUCUCUCCCUCUUCCGGAUUUUCCAGCGUGACCGACGUUUCGUGUCUGUUUAGACUUAAAAAAUGCGUUACGUGGCCGCUUACCUCCUGGCCGCGCUCGGUGGAAACACCAGCCCCACAGCAAAGGACAUCAAGGCCAUCUUGGACAGCGUGGGCAUUGAGGCCGAUGACGAACGCUUAAACAAGGUCAUCAGUGAGCUGAAUGGGAAAGACAUCAAUGAAGUCAUGAACUCAGGCCUUUCUAAGUUAGCCUCCGUACCAGCAGGUGGUGCUGUUGCGGCUCCUGCCGCUGCAGGGCCUGCUGGGGCUGGGCCUGCUCCUGCUGCUGCGGAAGAGAAAAAGGAAGAGAAGAAAGAGGAAUCAGAAGAGUCAGACGAAGAUAUGGGCUUUGGGCUCUUUGAUUAAUCUGCAUUCUCUGUGUUUAAAAAGCAAUAAAAAUGUAAAAGGUUUACACUCA